CUCAGGUUGGUGAGUGAACGCCCUGCAGAUUAUGUCAGAUUGCGUGCAGAAACCAAACCAGCCCAGCCUUUGAACUUCACCGCUUUUGGCUCGUAUUCACGCUCUUCCGCUCAUUUCCAAGCCAGGUGCUGCUUGACGACGAACCUCAGAGAGAGAGGGAGAAAGAGAGAGUCUGUUCAGGAGAGAAAUAACAGCCGACACUUUUUUACUACUCCGACAAACUGACUGCGGAACAUCGCUUUCACCUUUGUGGAUUUUUAUAUCUGUGCGUCUUGCAUGUGUUUUUGCCACAGAGUUGUAACCGGACUUAAGCGAAUGCGCAUCGCGUGCUGUUGACUCGGGACAAACCGAAAACAACCUUGCCGCUGGAUUUUUAAAAUAUUUGAUUUUCUUCAUUUUUUAUUAUAAUUUUUUUUAUUUUAUUUUUGCUGCUUUUUAAAUCCCUGGUCUCCAGAAGUGGCAUGACUGGCAUCUGGCAUCUCGACAGGUGAAUAGUUUCCCUUCCUUUCCCGAUAAGAACUUUUCUUUCCUCGUCGUUAACGUUGAGAGGAUAAAAAGAAAAAGAAAAAAGUACCUUUUUGAAGAUGUCAAAGCCCGCUGAUCACAUCAAGAGACCCAUGAACGCGUUCAUGGUCUGGUCCCGGGGCCAGAGGAGGAAAAUGGCACAGGAAAAUCCAAAAAUGCACAAUUCGGAGAUCAGCAAGAGGCUGGGCGCCGAGUGGAAGCUGCUGUCCGAGUCUGAGAAGAGACCCUACAUCGACGAGGCCAAGAGGCUGCGCGCCCAGCACAUGAAGGAGCAUCCCGACUACAAGUACAGACCCCGGCGCAAGCCCAAGAACCUGCUGAAGAAGGACCGCUACGUCUUCCCUCUGCCUUACCUCGGGGACACCGAUCACCUGAAGGGACUGCCCGUGUCGGCCGCGGACUCUCUGCUGGGCUCCUCGGAGAAAGCCCGGGCGUUCCUGCCGCCCACCUCCGCCCCCUACUCCUUCCUCGACCCGAGCCAAUUCAGCUCCAGCGCCAUCCAGAAGAUGACAGAGAUGCCGCACACGUUGAGCACCAGCACUUUGCCGUACGCGUCCUCGUUGGGAUAUCAGAACGGCGCGUUUGGCACCCUCGGGUGCCCCAGUCAGCACACCCACACCCACCCUUCACCCACAAACCCGGGCUACGUCGUUCCGUGCAACUGCACGGCCUGGUCAGCGUCAAGUUUACAGCCCCCCGUGGCCUACAUACUUUUUCCAGGUAUGACCAAGACUGGGAUAGACCCAUAUUCAUCUGCACAUGCCACUGCCAUGUAACCCACAAGACUCCCCCCUUUGCCUCACUCUUUUUAAUUCACUUGAAUACCGAAAUGCAUGUAAAUAUUACAACGGACAUGUGCGUCCCAUUUAAAAAGAGGCAUGAACAGUGUUAACUGCCUUGGACUUGGUAAAGAACAAAAAAGAAAAAAA
This is a messenger RNA of Salarias fasciatus (jewelled blenny), 1454 nucleotides long. Its product is annotated as transcription factor Sox-14. Gene Ontology annotation, biological process: brain development; negative regulation of transcription by RNA polymerase II; neuron differentiation. The coding region runs from base 585 to 1301 and encodes 238 amino acids. NCBI's taxonomy places the organism in Eukaryota, Metazoa, Chordata, Actinopteri, Blenniiformes, Blenniidae. The transcript has a single exon. The record is from RefSeq and is a predicted model, not a curated record. Gene Ontology annotation, molecular function: RNA polymerase II cis-regulatory region sequence-specific DNA binding; DNA-binding transcription activator activity, RNA polymerase II-specific. Gene Ontology annotation, cellular component: nucleus.